This is a messenger RNA of Cebus imitator (Panamanian white-faced capuchin), 4109 nucleotides long. RefSeq names its product cation channel sperm associated auxiliary subunit gamma (gene CATSPERG). The coding region runs from base 512 to 3991 and encodes 1159 amino acids. Lineage: Eukaryota; Metazoa; Chordata; Mammalia; Primates; Cebidae. The transcript is spliced from 27 exons. The record is from RefSeq and is a predicted model, not a curated record. Gene Ontology annotation, cellular component: sperm principal piece; CatSper complex; motile cilium.
GGAAGUACACGGGUGCGAUUGCAGGUAGGAGUAGGAGGGGGGAAUACAGGAGGGGGACUGUCAAAGCGACAAAUAGAAACCGAGACCAGGUGAAGAAGAGCAAAACUGGAAUACAGAGAGGGUGCAGAGCAAGGAGCAAGGAUGGGACAAAGUUAAAGGAAGAGACAUGGAGGCAAGGCGGAACGAGGCACAGGAGCAGGGCUGUGGUCAGAAACAUUGGUAGGGCUGGGGCCCCGAGCAAUGGCAGAGGUGCGAUACCCACGAGAGUCAGCGGCGGGGCCAGGAACAAGAGCAGGGGCGGGGCUAGAAGUACGUUCAGGGGCGGGGCCAGGAGCAAGAGCAGGGGCAGGACCAGGAGCAAGAGCUUGGGCCUGGCUAGGAGCAGGCAGGGGCUGUACCAGGCUCAGAGGGGAGGUGGAAUCUUAGAAGUGGGGUCCAGAGAGGUGGCCUGCGCGUGGGUGUUGAUGCCUGCGUUCUCCAGGUUCUAACCACGUUAUUGUGCGACUUAGCCAUGUUCCCUGCUGGUCAUGCGUGGCCCAAAGUCCGAGUCCUGCAGGUGCUGUGGGCCCUGCUGGCAGUGCUGCUGGCGUCGCGGAGGCUGUGGGCACUCAAGGAUUUCCAGGGAUGCACCUGGCAUGUUGUCCUGAACGAGUUUAACAGGGUAGGCGAGGAUGGCGUGGAAGACCGCUUCUUUAAGCAACAGCCCAUGGACACAGUGAGCAAGGUGUUUCAGACGCUAGUGGACUCACCCGUCGACACAAACGAGAUAUACAUGGGCUUCCCUUACUUCCUGAAGAUCAACUACCUCUGCAACCAAAAGCUCUCUCAGGACCUGGUGCGCAUGGGCCACCUGACGGGGCUAAAGCCCCUGGUGCUGGUCACCUUCCAGUCCCCAGUCAAUUUUUACCGCUGGAAGAUAGAGCAGCUGCAGAUCCAGAUGGAGGCUGCCCCCUUCCGCAGCAAAGUUUCAGAGGAAUGCAUGGCAGAGGAAGUGUGUAGCAUGAGCUGGUACACACCCAUGCCCAUCAAGAAUGGCAGCGUGAUCAUGCACGUGGACAUCAGCAGCAAUGGCCUGGGGACCUUCAUUCAAGAUAAAGGCUUCCAUGUGAACAUCAACGGCUUCCUGAAGCUAGACGAAGAUGAUGACAUCGUGUACGCUGUGGGGGAGGAGCUCUACAGCCUGACACCUGAGCACUUUGUGGGUAUCUCAUCGAGGCCCCUGUGGUACACUGUGGACCAGGCACCUGUGCUUAUCCUGGGUGGCAUUCCCAAUGAGAAGUAUGUCCUGAUGACUGACACCAGCUUCGAGGAACACUCGUUAGUGGAGCUCAGCAUUGACAGUUGCUGGGUGGGCUCCGUCUACUGCCCCCAUUCUGGCUUCACCGCCACCAUCUAUGACACCAUCGCCACCGAGAGCACCCUCUUCAUUCGGCAGAACCAGCUGGUCUACUACUUUACAGGCACCUAUACCACGCUUCACGAGAGCAACCGCGGCAGUGGCAGCUGGGUUCGUGUCCUGGCCAGCGAGUGCAUCAAGAAGCUGUGCCCUGCGCAUUUCCCUGCCAAUGGCUCUGAGUACGUAAUGGCCCUUACCAUGGGCAAGAAUGAGGGUUUUAUACACUUCGGGACCAUCACAGAUGGCCAGGUAUCCUUUGAGAUGCUGCCCAAGCACUGGUCUGUGUGCCAGCAGAUAGCAGAUAACACCUGUAGCAUAAUUUGGUCCGAAUACAUUGCGGGCGAACAGACCGUACUGCUGCUGGUGGAGACUGGAUCUUCUGACGGCAGUAAAAUUUACAUGGUGAUCAGCUACAACAGAGCUCGAGGGUUGCAGUUCCUGAUGAUCCUAGGGACAGAGACCUACACCAGCACCCGGAUGGUCUCCAAGGGCAUCUCCUUUAACCCAUACAACAACUUGAUCUUCAUCUGGGGCAACUUCCUUCUGCAGAGCUCUAACAAGGAAAACUUAAUCUACCUGGCAGACUUCCCCAAGGAACAGAUCAUCAAAUAUAUAGCCAGAUCGUUCCUUGGGAACAUGGCUAUAGUCACAGAGACAGAGGAGAUCUGGUACCUCAUGGAGGGCACCUACCGGGUGUACCAGCUGUUCCCGUCCAGGGGCUGGGAUGUGCACAUCAGCUUACAGUGGAUGCAGCAGUCCUCUCUCUAUGCAUCUAAUGAAACCAUGGUGACCCUUUUCUAUGAAAACAACAAACUGUAUCAGCUGGUGUACCUUAUGCACAAGCAUGAGGGCAAGCUGGUCAAGAGGCCCAUGCCCGUGGAGAAGCUUCUGAUGUAUCAACAGCACACCAACUACUAUGACUUGGAGAGGAAAGGGAACUACUCGAUGCUCUCCUUCACCAACCUCUGCCCCUUCUCGGUGAUGCGCCUGCGGAACCUGCCCAGACCACAGAGAUACACGCGCCAGGAGCGCUACCGGGCGCGGCCGCCGAGCAUCUUUGAGCGCUCGGGCUUCCACACCAAGAACUCGCUCGCCAUCUACCAGGGCCUGGUCUACCACCUGCUCUGGCUGCACACCAAAUACGACAAGCCGUACGCGGACCCGGUGCACGACCCCACCUGGCGCUGGUGGCAGAACAACAAACAAGACAAGGAUUACUACUUCUUCCUGGCGAGCAAUUGGCAAAGCGCGGGCGGCGUGUACAUUGACAUGGACAGUUACGAAAAGAUCUAUAACCUCGAGCCCGAGUACCAGCUGCCGGAGCGCAUUUUUCUAGACAAGGGCACUGAGUACAGCUUCACCAUCUUCCUGUCGGCGCAAGGCCGCUCGUUCAGUGCGCAGGCAGAACUCGGCAGCGCCUUCCAACCGCACACCAGGGUGGACGUGGGUGUGGUGCUGGCCAACCCUGGCUGCAUCGAGGCCUUGGUGAAGCAAGAGAUCCUGAUUAAUCGCAACUCGGUGCUAUUUUUGAUUACACUCAAGGAUAAAAAGCUUUGCUAUGACCAAGGCAUUAGCGGACAUCACCUUAUGAAGACUUCCAUGAUGGUCAAUGUGGUGGGCUCAUCUGGGUUCUGCUUCCAGGACACGCACCUGGAGCCCCAUAUGCAAGGCAACCUGAUGGUGCCAGUGCUCAUAGGCUGCCCCCCAGGCAAGCGCCUGGCCUUCGACAUCACCUACACGCUGGAAUACAGCCUCCGGCAGAACAAACACUACUUCGACUGCGUGCACGUGGACCCCGAGAUGCCCUGCUUUCUCUUCCGGGACAUUUUCUACCCCUUCUUCUUGAUUCAAGAUUUGGUGACAGGAGACUCCGGCAGUUUCCAGGGCAGCUACGUGCUGCUGGUGGUGGGUGGCGGGCCUACACUGGAAAGCAUCAGAGACUACAGCAAGGACGAAAUCUACCGUUUCAACAGCCCCCAGGACAAGACCAACAGCCUUAUCUGGACCACAAGGAUCUCAAGGACCACCAAAGACUCAGCCUUCCACAUCAUGUCCCACGAGAGCCCCGGCAUCGAGUGGCUGUGUCUGGAGAACUCCCCAUGCUAUGACAACGUUCCCAGAGGCAUCUUCUCCCCUGAAUUCUUCUUCAAGGUGUUGGUGAGCAAUAGAGGAGUGGACACAAGCACCUACUGCAACUACCAACUCACCUUCCUGGUGCACAUCCAUGGGCUGCCACUCAGUCCCAAGCGGGCCCUCUUCAUUUUCAUGGUGUCGACCAGCGUGUUUGUGGGCCUGGUGAUCUUCUACAUCAUCUUCUGCCUCCUGUGGCCCCUCAUGGUGAAAGGCUGCACGACGCUCCGGUGGAAGAUAAAUGACAUCAUUGCCUCAGACUCCUACUACACCUACACCUCCAUUUCCGGAAUCUCCAGCAUGGCGUCUCUGAGACAGUCCAGGCAGGGCUCCAUUGUCAGCUCCAGGAUAGAAGAGGAUGGGGCUGAACCCAGGGAAGCCAUGGAGGGACAGCUGACGGCCUUAGCCUCUCACCUGCCCCCGCCCCCAGCCACCAUCACGCCUCCCCUACAAGGCCCAUCUUGAAGAUGUGCCUGUCACCCAGCCCAGGCCUCUUUUUCUGUUUUGCUUGAUGUUUACUUCUCGUUCAGACUCAAAUAAAGCCUGAUUUCAGGACCAGCUGUGGGUUCUCUUAAGAACUCCA